Molecule: messenger RNA, 2580 nt
Organism: Saccostrea echinata
Lineage: Eukaryota; Metazoa; Mollusca; Bivalvia; Ostreida; Ostreidae
Product: protocadherin Fat 4-like
Exons: 17
Coding region: 1-2580 (859 amino acids)
Biological process (GO): homophilic cell-cell adhesion
Cellular component (GO): plasma membrane
Molecular function (GO): calcium ion binding
Source: RefSeq, a predicted model, not a curated record
AUGGACGAUAAAAUGCACAGUCACAAAUCGACAUAUAUUGUCAUCAGCGACAGCCAAUGUCCCUCUGGUGGUCAAACUAUCGGUGAAGCUAAUCCAAAGGGAAAGGAACUAGACACGUUUGGGACAGGAUUGGGAAUCCUGCUGGAUGCCACUGACAAUAAAUACAUGAUCGAUUGUUGUGGAAUGGUGUCCGUUUGGGGGUUUUACGUCCAAACGAAUCCAGGAACAGUCAGUCUACAAAUAUGGCGCCCCGAAGGAGGAGGGCAGUUUAAACUUGUUGGAGAGAACAGCUAUACCGUGUCUGGUGGAGACGAAGACAGCGAUUUCCUCUACAAUGUCCCAACAAACGAGAGAAUCUCUGUACGGGAUGGUGACUACAUCGGAUUUUACACGGCUGGUGCUCCUAUGAUCUCUCAUAAAAUAGUUGGAGGCACAUCUAAAAGUUCUACCUAUACUACCACUAUGGGAGCCCAGAUCGUGGGCAGCACGUACAACUGGGGAACGGAGUCCCCUGAUACCAGAAAAGAGUACUACAUAAACGUUCAGCUGCUUCCGGGUAAUAUACCAUCACUAUCAAACCUGAAUGCUACUGUGACAUUUCCGGAUAGUACUGUCGCCAACACUUUGAUGUAUACAGUGCAGUGGAGUGAUGACGACCCUUUUGAUAUCCUAACUGUUGCCAUGACAACAGUAACGUCAUCAUUUUCCUUAAAUACCACAAAUGGAGAGGUGAAAAAUACUGGAGCACUGCCGUAUGGAAACAAUAGUCUGACGUUCACAGUAACUGACGACUGCGGACUUACGGACACAGGAUUCCUAACAAUAAGGGUCACCAAUAGUGUACCUGUUAUAAUCAAUUUGCCAGCCACAGCGGACAUAACCGAGGAUCAGGGUGAUGAGCUACUUCUUUAUACCCUUAACGUCACAGACGAAUCUCCUGUAGACACUAUAACCUGUAGUAUCGCCAACUCUAAUCCCACCACAGAUAAUUUCUUCUCCAGGAUUGUUGCCGGUUCCACAAAUUACGGUAUCUAUAUUGAAGCCCUACCAUCGCUUUCCUAUGAUACAGCGCGUCAGUAUAUAUUGACCAUAUCUUGUUCGGACACAAAAGAUACGACUCAGGGGACUUUUAUUGUUUACGUCACAAAGAACAACCCUCCAGUGUUUACAAAUCUCCAAGCCACAAAGACUAUUGCUGUAUCCAAUACCACCACUGGUUCUAUAAUAUAUACAGUGGCGUCAACGGAUUCUGAUUCAAAUCAGCUUUAUUAUAAUAUGACUUGUGUCCCCGCAGCCUGUCCAUUCACAAUUCACAACUCAGGAGAAAUUAUAUCUACUUCGGAUUUAUCCCAGCAUACUGUGCCAGGUUAUGAUUUAUACGUGUAUGUCAGUGAUGGAAAAACUCUUGUAGGACCACGAACACUCACUGUGAUCAUCUCUGGUAUAAACACAGCCCCCGUGAUCACAAACUUACCGCUGGCGGCGCCCAUCAUUGUGCCGGAGAACUCAGCUUUUGCUAUGUCUGUGUUCCAAGUAUCUGUGUCUGACGUGAAUUCGGCUGACAAGCACACCUACACUGCCUCUUUUAACCCAAGUCUAGGUUCCACACUUUUCUCACUAAACACUGCCACUGGGCUUGUGUCCACCUCAUCUACUCAAAACAUUAACUUUGAGUCUGUGUCUACCACCGCCACUUCUUACGUCAUCACCAUCACCGCUACCGACGGACAGGCUACCGCCACAGGCACGCUCAGUGUUGUCAUCACAGAUCAAAACGAGGCCCCUGUGUUCGGGAAGGCUUCUUAUGCUAUCUCCGGCAACGAGGGAUCGUCGGGGUCCAUUGUUGGAAAUCCUUCGUUUGACGUCACUGAUCCUGACUCUGGGGAAACUCUGUCUUACUCAAUUGAUUGUCCAACGUUUGUUAUUAAUUCAAACACUGGAGUAAUAACGUUUAGCCAUGACUAUGACUUGGAUAAAGCUGGCACAGCCUCCACCGUCACGUGCACUGUGACUGUAACAGACGGAGAUCUGUCCGACACGGCUUCAUUGGUUGUUACAAUCAAUGACGUCAAUGAUAACACGCCCACUUUCGACAGCUCCACCUACACAUUUUACGCUCAGCCUAGUACAGGGGUUGGAACAGUUCUUGGAUCUAUAGCAGCCACUGAUGCCGAUGUGGGAUCGUUCGGCACUGUGUCUUACACAUUGGAUCAAACAGGUUUAGGAUAUGAGUAUUUCGGUGUACAAAGUAACGGGGACCUCUACGUAAAGAAUGGCUUGACUUCUUUCUCCUCCGGGACAACUGUCACACUGACGGCUACCGCACAGGACUCGGGGGGACUUCAAGACACGGCCCCUGUUGUUAUUGUUAUCCCUGAAUCCACCACAGCUGCACCUACAACCACCACUGAUCGUCACGUGACUUUCCUAGAGGACUCUCGGAACAUUGCCUGGGUGACAGUAGCCAGUGUUCUAAUGACGGGUCUUGUUUUAUUCUGGGUCUAUCUGUUGGCUCGGUUUGGAAGCUUUCCUUGUAAGAAUGGGUCUUACAAACCAAACGCUCAGUACGUUACUCUAUAA